Molecule: messenger RNA, 1788 nt
Organism: Helianthus annuus (common sunflower)
Lineage: Eukaryota; Viridiplantae; Streptophyta; Magnoliopsida; Asterales; Asteraceae
Exons: 4
Coding region: 1-1788 (595 amino acids)
Biological process (GO): DNA repair; telomere maintenance
Molecular function (GO): DNA helicase activity
Source: RefSeq, a predicted model, not a curated record
AUGUUUUUGGGGUGGAUGGAAAAGAACGAAAAAGAUUCGUUGGCGCGAACCCUUACUUACAUUGAGUUCCCAACUAAAUUUGUUUGGAAGAAGGACGAACGGAUAUGGGAUAAACGCAUAAUAGGCAAAACCAUUGGUCGUAUUCAUUGUGUGAAUCCUUCUAUGGGCGAGGCAUACUUUUUAAGAAUCCUUCUUAAUAAGGUAGUGGGUCCUAAGUCUUUUGAAGACAUUCGUACUGUGAAUGGACAAGUCUUCCCAACAUUUAGAGAUGCGUGCUACGCUAGAGGCCUUUUAGACGACGACAAGGAGUAUAUAGAAGCUAUCAAAGAGGCGUACCAAACAGGUUCAGGUUACUAUCUUCGUAAUUGGUUUGCUACAAUGUUGGCGUCUAAUACAUUAUCAAAGCCUGAACAUGUUUGGGAAAACACAUGGGAGUACCUUGCGGAUGGGUUGUCUAUUCCAGAAGAACAAAUAAGGAACCUAACGUUGCUGGAAAUUGAGCGUUACUUAUUACGUAACAACUCAAGUUUAAGUCGGUUUCCGUCUAUGCCUCAACCCGACAGUGAAUCAAUAUAUUCAGCAGACAACCGUUUAAUUGCUGACGAGCUUAGGUACGAUGUAAGCACUACUGCCAUUGAAUUUGAUAAUAAUUUAAGCAGCCUAACCGAUGAGCAGCGUUUAGUGUUUGAUGAGAUAACUGAAGUAGUUAAUAGUAAUGCGGGUGGUUUGUUCUUCGUCUAUGGCUACGGGGGUACUGGUAAGACAUUUAUUUGGAAGACAUUAUCUGCAUCCAUUAGAUGUAAAGGCGAUAUUGUACUAAAUGUUGCAUCAAGUGGAAUCGCAUCUCUUUUAUUACCUGGUAGACGUACUGCACAUUCAAGGUUUCAUAUACCUUUAAAUUUAACAGAAACCUCGAUGUGUUUUAUUAAACCGGAUGAUGACGUUGCUGAUUUAUUGAAGAAAACGAAAUUGAUCAUUUGGGAUGAAGCACCGAUGAAUCAUAAACAUGCGUUUGAAGCACUUGACCGAACAAUGAAAGAUAUCUUCAAAUGUGAGAUGACAUUUGGUGGAAAAGUUAUGGUAUUCGGUGGUGACUUUAGACAAAUACUUCCGGUUGUACCAAAUGGCAGUAGGCGAGAUAUCGUUAAUGCUUCAAUCACGUCGUCGUAUAUUUGGAAGGAGAUUAAAGCUUUUGCGGAUUGGUUGCUUGACUUGGGCGAGGGAAAGAUUGGGGACAGUGAUGAUUGUGAGGUGGUUAUAGAUAUUCCUGAAGAUUUGUUAAUCAAGUGCUCUGAGGAUCCUAUGUCAGAUCUGGUCGACUUUGUAUAUCCUUCGCUUCUUCAACUGUACAAAGAUAAAGAUUAUUUUGCUGAAAGAGCUAUAUUGGCAACAACAAACGAGGUUGUUCAAGAAAUUAAUGAAAAAUUGCUUGCUUCCUUUCCUGGCGAUGAAGUGGAGAUUAUAUCCGGAGGAAACAUAGGGACCAGAACGUUUAUUCCACGAAUCUGUUUGACACCGUCGGAUAAAAGAAUUUCUAUCAAGUUUCAACGACGACCAUUCCCUAUAAAUGUAUGUUUUGCAAUGACUAUAAAUAAAAGUCAAGGACAAUCUCUAUCGACGGUUGGAUUGUAUUUGAAAUAUCCAGUUUUCUCACAUGGUCAGCUUUAUGUUGCGUUAUCAAGAGUUACAAGCAGAGGCGGUGUGAAGUUGCUUAUACUAGACAAAGAUAGGAAUGUAAUGAGUAAAACAUCAAAUGUAGUCUACAAGGAAGUUUUUUCCGGUAUUUGA